Paramuricea clavata is the source of this 2499-nucleotide messenger RNA. The record is from the annotation of a GenBank genome assembly. Lineage: Eukaryota; Metazoa; Cnidaria; Anthozoa; Malacalcyonacea; Plexauridae.
AUGAGAAUUCAGCUUCUUAAAUAUUUUUUUACAUCCCUUGUUGCGUUUGGUAUUGGUGUCAUGAUUUUAAACUCUGCAACACUUAGUAGAGUUAACUACCGGCAUUGUAUUGACGACUCUAGUAUAAAGUUCAAUGAAUCUGGAGUAAUAGACACAAAUAGUCAGUGGAGAAAACUUGGUUUGGCAACAUAUAUUUUUACAGCUUACCUGGAUGACCGUGAACCAUGCUCACCACUAAUAACUGUCAUGGGAUUUGGUGAAAAAUCAGAAUCUCCUCUUUAUGGUACUUUGUUGCUUCUCAGUGGUGCAAAGAUUUACCUUGGGAAGUAUGGAGAUAGGAAGAAGUUAAACCCUACCGGACAUUACACCCUAGGGAAACUGGGUCCAUAUGCGUAUUUGUGGCUGUUACCAGUUGAGGUUAUUGAUGCAAGGUACUCGAGGUCGAUCAUAGUUCAACAAUAUCAUCCUACGACAGGUAUAAUGCAAGUUAUUCAUUGUCAGUGGAAAUAUAUUAUAUCAUACCCGAGUCCUAGAAAGAAUUUGUCAUCUGUACAGCAUGAGUGGCGAUAUGUGUUGUAACCAGGAACAACUGCGAAAAAUGCAACUAUAGCUUCUCUUGCAGAAAUCAAACAGACCCGUGACAGCACAGACCAUCAUUCGAUUCCUGCCACAGGACCUAUAGAUGCAUUUUUUUACGUUAUGCUGGCAUCAACCACGUACUAUUUAAGAGUUCCGAAAUAUCACAUACUCGAACCGACCUGACCACGUAUAGCUCAGUCGGCAGAGCAUUGGGCUAGUAUUCCAAAGGUUGUAGGUUCGAUUCCCACCGUGGCCAGGCAUAUUUUUCAAGCUCGUCCUGUGUGGAUAUACACUCAAGAGUAACAUCACAAGCAUCACACUAUUUAACAAUUACAUUACGAGCUAGCAUGAUUCAACUAAAUAUAAUUAUAAAAGAAGAACUUGUGGUUAGACCUCAACAACUGGAUUCUGUAGCUCAGUAGCGCUGCACCGGAAUCACAGGUUCGAUUCGUACCAGAGGGCUUAGUUAUUUGUAGGUUAACCAGGAAAGGUUUAACCAGCGAAGGAAGGUGUUUUUAGAGUGUUGACUAUAGAUGUUACCGGUGAAACAAGCAAAAACUCUCGUCAACUCUCAAUGACAUCAACUCUCAUCGAAAUUUCAACCAGCUCAAAGUUGAUGAGAGUCGAUGACAGUGCAAGAGUUGCAACUCUCAACCUUGCUUGGCCAGGUCUUAAUUAACUAACAUUUUUGCACCGCGCGCAUUUUCUUCCCUUAGGCAAAACAGAAGCUGAAAUCCCAAUCACGCGUCCGGUGUACUCCACGAAAACAUUCGGAGUUUGCAUUGAUUCCCCAUUAUUUGGUCCUGUGAAAGCACAGACGAUCAUACAAAACAUCGAAAUCAACAAAGUCCUUGGCGCAGAAUGGUUUACAAUUUACGUCUACACCUCUGACCAAGCGUCGCUACAGGUAUGUUACUAUAUUUUAACAAAUAGUGAAAUAAUUCAAAUAGAUAACACUUUCCACUGGCGGAAUGUGCAAGAAAAACAAAAGUAAUGUGGCGGCCCUAAGUCGGAGAAGACUUCUUAAAAGUUGAUUAUUUUAAGGCGAAUAUUAAGAAGAGAAAAGAACAAAAAGAGAUUCUGGAUGCGAGAAAUCUACAAAGAAAGGAAAUCUGAGUAAUCUCAUUGGUUUUAUUCCAAUGAAAUUUGACCCGUUGCGAGAAAAAAUCGCACAUGUAACCUCCUUUCCGGGCAACGAAAUUGCAACUGGCAUGUAAUGUGGUGGUCACUUUACCUCUUUAGGUACUCCACAAAUAUGCCGGUGAAGGAUUGGUAGAUGUCGUCCAGAAUUGGGGAAGAGGUUUGCCUGGAGACAACACACAUUACUUCGGUCAGACGCUGAGCAUCAACGAAUGUGCCUAUCGAAAUAUGUACAGAGUGAAAUACUUAGUGUACACUGACUUAGACGAAUUCAUUGUCCCAAGGAAAUCAAUAGGAUGGGCCGACAUGAUGAAAAAAAUCGAGAAUUUCAAAUAUGAUACCUAUUUAUUUAGACAUUCAUACUUUUUCGAAAACUAUAAUAACACCACAUUAGAUAGCUUACAUGUAAGUGCAAGUCAAACCGAAUUUACUUGCAAUGCAUCGUAUCGCGUGGAAUUACCCAAGUUCUUAACCAGCGUAAUUCGUUUACGAAAGGUUCACCCUCCCAAAGAAAAGUCGAAAUACAUACUGAGACCUUUGUAUAAGUCUACUAUCGGCGUACACGAAAUAUUUGAGCACGUUGGAGACCAUAUUAAAACUUAUGUUGUGCCUCCAGAUUAUGGUUUGCUGCACCAUUAUCGACUGUUCAGUGGUGGACCUAAUCCAGUAGCGGCAUCGACAGUUGACGAUGUAAAACGUAACCAACGCAUCCCGGAUGAACACGCUUUUGUUUAUAAAGAAAAAAUUGUUGAAGCAUUGAGAAGACGUUUGUGUCGUUGA